AUGGCAGAUCGCAUUGAAACCAGUUCUGAUACGCCUCCCGCUCAAUGGCAAUUUUCUAGUAGGCUCGAUGCACCCCCGAGAUACUCUGCAGUCUUUGCAGAUCCCGGAGAGCAAAUUUCAACAAACGCUAUACCUACCAAUCAUGAAUUCGUCCUCCAUGGGGGAAUUUUCAAGCCAAAACCAUGGGCAACACUCCGCGUCUUCAGCAGGCCAUCAAAGGUGAAGCAGAAGCACCCAAUUUUUUUCGGUGGGGACAAUGUGACUGGAGAAAUGAAGCUCAAGCUAGGCAAUCAAUCUAUCAGCUCCAUUUCGAUAUUAGUUGAGUGCCUUAAUAAUUUCCUGAAGGGACUUCUGGUCACCAGUUUCCGAUCUGAUGGAGGAUCCUAUACCUUCCUCGAGUACACUUAUAACGUGUGGGACAAAGGGGACGGUGAUCCAAGAUUAUCCGACGGUGCAGCCAAAAACAAUUUUAAUGGCAAACUAUCUGGGGACGUAGAAUUCUCUUUUGCAUUCCCAUUUCCCCCUACAGUCGAUCUCUCAUCAUUACCUUCUAACAAAGGGAAAGGCCAUCGUGGAUCAUCUGCUGUUUAUCAAACACCGCAAACUUUCUUAGACCACAACAUUACGUCUAAUAUAGAAUAUGAAUUGGUUCUUCUCAUAACCCAUGGCCCACUUCGUCCUGAUAGCAAACUCAAAGGCCGUAUUUGGUUCAUACCGCAAAUCACUCCUGAUCCACCUUCAGACAUGCGACAAAUGGCAUAUCGCGAAGGUGCAUUGCUACCAGGCCCUGAAGCAGAUCCAGAAGGCUGGCUCCCUUUACCUCCUCUUUCAAUCAGAGGUACGGUUCAACAGAAUAAAAUCAUAGAACUAGAGUACCAUCUCUAUCUGGCCAAACCUCUUUGCUAUACCAGAGGCACAGUUAUACCCUGCUAUCUCAUCAUCUCAAGCGCUGAUUCCCGGUCCCUUGAGAUCCUUGCUGAUUCUAAACUGCAAUAUGUCCGACUAGCUCGAUACAUACGAUAUUUUGAUUCACCCACCAAAUGCGUCCAGCAAACACUUCAAGGAAAGAAACCCAGUUUUCUGGAGGAAAUUGACGAAGCAGAGCUGGCCGUCUGGUGGAUCCCUCCCAAAGAUGUUCUCCAGGAACCAUAUUGUAAAAGGUUGGAAGGGGAAAUACACUUGGCAAAAGAACUUGCACCGUCAUCCAACUUUGCCCCAUUGUCUGUUGAGUAUUACGUUGAGGCCAUGGCCUUCCCCUCUGAGAUUUUUAAACAUUGCGAAUCAUCCAGUGGAUUAAAGAACGUUACGGAUGGUUUCGAGACGAAAAUAUUACAGAGUCAUCCCGUAACAAUUGCUACCUUCAAUGCUAGCGGUCCCCCUCAAGUAGCCUACACACCACGUCAGCGACCGUCGCUGGCGCAUCGAAAAGAUGACGACGGUGGGAUCGGAUUUAACCGCAUUUCUGGCGCUAAAUACGGGCUUGGCCACUCUGCUACCCUGGGAAUCUGA
Psilocybe cubensis is the source of this 1509-nucleotide messenger RNA. RefSeq lists its product as uncharacterized. NCBI's taxonomy places the organism in Eukaryota, Fungi, Basidiomycota, Agaricomycetes, Agaricales, Agrocybaceae. Bases 1 to 1509 code for a protein of 502 amino acids. The record is from RefSeq and is a predicted model, not a curated record. The transcript is spliced from 7 exons.